CUUCUUUUUCUCUCCUCUUUGCCUCUCUCUCUCCCUCUCCCCCUCCCUCUCUCACUAUCGUGAUUGUUGCGUGUGUGUGAACUGCUUCAGCUUUCUUUGGUUUUCCGAAGCACAGCACAGCACAGCACAACACAACCAUGGCACCAGCAUCCGACGUCGAAAAAGGCCCUGAAGCAUACAGUACACCUUCACCCGAUCUCGGUCCGACAAAGAGUCAUGAUGGAACGAAGCAGCGACGUCGCAGCUCCGCUGUCGUCAAUGGAGAAGUUCUUGUAACCGAAAUCAACGAUGACCGAUUUGAAUCGACGCAGAGAGGUCUGAAGAGUCGACAUGCGCAAAUGAUUGCUUUGGGUGGGACGAUAGGAACCGGACUCUUCGUAGGCAGUGGCCAAACCCUCGCCCGAGGCGGUCCAGCCUUCAUCCUCGCCGCCUUCAUCACCAUGUCCUUUCUCGUCUGGUGCAUCGUCUCGGGCGUAGCCGAAGUCGCCGCCUGGUGCCCCACCAAAGGCUGUUCCAUGAACAUGUUUGGAUGGAGAUAUGUCAGCCGCAGCAUGGGAUUUGCCAUGGGGUGGUUAUAUUUCUAUUCCUUGGGCAUCUUAGUCCCCUAUGAAAUUACUGCUGCGGGAUUGGUCAUUGAGUAUUGGAAUGCUCCGGUUCAUAUUGCUGUGUGGAUUAGUAUUAUGAUUGUGGUGAUUGUUGGGUUGAAUGCGCUUCCCGUGAAAUUUUAUGGUGAGACGGAGUUUUGGUUUGCGGGGACGAAGAUUAUUAUGAUGAUUGGGUUGUUGUUUAUGUCUGUUGUGUUGUUUUUUGGUGGUGGGCCGGAUAAGGAUCGAUUGGGCUUUCGGUAUUGGAAGAACCCCGGAGCUGCAAACGAAUACCUCGUCGACGGCAACACCGGCCGCUUCCUCGCCCUCCUCUCCGCCCUCGUCCUCUCCGCCUUCCCCUUCGCCUUCGCCCCCGAACUCCUCAUCGCCACCGGCGGAGAAAUGGAAUCCCCCCGCCGCAACCUCCCCACCGCGGCACGCCGCUACAUCUGGCGACUCGUAAUCUUCUACGUCGGCAGCGUGCUCGCCAUCGGCGUAAUCUGUCCCUCCGACGACGCACGACUCACCAGCGGCGGCGCGGGAGCCGGAAGUUCCCCUUUUGUAGUCGCGAUAAAAAACGCCGGAAUCCCUGCUUUGGACAGUAUUAUCAACGGAGGAAUUAUCCUCUCAGCCUGGUCUUCAGGAAAUUCUUUCCUCUUCCUCUCGAGUCGAUCUCUCUACGCUCUCGCCCUCUCGGGAAACGCUCCCCGGAUAUUCAAAGCUUGCACCAAACGCGGAGUACCCUAUGCCGCCGUCAUCGCGUCUUCACUCUUCUGCGCUCUCGCAUAUUUGAAUGUGGGAAGUGAUAGUGCAGUGGUAUUUAAUUGGUUUGUCAAUUUGACGAAUACGUCGGGAUUCAUCAGUUGGAUUUGUUGUGGGAUUGUGUAUAUUCGAUUCAACAAGGCUUGUCGCGCGCAAGGGGUGACGUAUGCGGAAAUGCCGUAUCAUUCUCCUUUUCAAAAUGGGGCGUGGGGCAGUUGGACGGCGAUUGGGGGGUUUACGUUUUUGUGUUUGAUUAAUGGGUUUAAUGUGUUUUUUCCCGAGAAUUGGUCGGUUAGUGGGUUUAUGACGGCUUAUGUUGGAAUUCCGCUGUUUUUGGCGAUUUAUGCCGGACAUCGCAUUUAUACGUGGAGUGACCCGUGGGCACAUCCUUCACACGAGGUGGAUUUGCAUACGGGUCUGGAAGAGUCGAUUGCAGAGGAAGGUCCUGUGGUUUCCUUUAAAGGCUGGCAAAAGAUUCGGCAUAUCUGGGAGUAAAUCGAAGGAACAGAAAGAGAAUAGAAGAAAGAAUAGAAGUACAUUUUUCAUUUUUGCGAAUUUCACUUCAACAUCUCCAAAAACUUCACCACCGCCCUCACCACUUCCCCAUCCUGCUCCUGCUGCACCCAAUGUCCCGCUCCAUCAAUCCACGUCGUACCCCGAUAACAACCCCGUCGCACACGCUUCUCAUCCUCAUACCCUUCCCACGCACCCGGUUGUUGCCAAUUCCCCCAAUCCUGCUUCCCACUAAUAAACGCACACGGUACUUCAAUUCGCGCACCGGCAUACAACAACAAAUCCUUCUUGGAAAUCUCCGUCGAAGCCGUUUGAGCACGAUACCACAGCAACGCACGUUGAAACCCCGUGCGAUUCCAUUCGCCGACAUAAACGGCGAGAUCUUCUUGCGAGAGCCAGGAUUCUGUUGUGGUGAAAUCUUCGCCACGCAUGUUGUUGGCGAUGCACGAGGGAAAGGUGUCGUGGAGUUGCAUGAUGUAGUAUUCGGGCAUGAGAGCGAGGGACUUGGCGCUCCAUUCGGGUAAGGGGUGUAAAUUGUGAUUGGGGGCCCAAUUUGCGGAUUUGAGAUGGAAAUAGCCUCGGAGGUAUUGGGAGAGACCUUGUGGGGGGUGGUUCCAAUGGGAUGCUGCGUCGGGGCUGGAAUUGUACCAUUUGUAAUGUUUGCGAGGUGGAGAGAGUUUGGCGAGUUCGGCUUGAAUGUCAUAUGGCGGGUUGGGGGGCUCGUUUCCCAAUUGAGGGCUGGGAGGGGGAUGGUAGGGGUGGCUCAUUUGGAUUGUUGCUUUGAAGAUGUCCGGGCGGAUUAAUGCUGCCAUGGCGGAAGAUACAGCACCGAAAUCGUGGCCGAUAAUGCAGGCCGUUUCUGUGUAUCCUAACUUGUACACCAGACAGACGAGGUCACGAACGAGGUUGGUCAUGGUAUAUUGUGUCAGAUCGAUUUCCUCGUCGGGCUGGUCUUUUUCCCCGCCGGUGGUUCUGCCGUAGCCUCGUUGGUCCAUGGCGACACAGUAGUAUCCGGCCUUUGCCACCGCAGACAGGACCUUUCGCCAUGAGAAGGCGAGCUCGGGGAAGCCGUGGCAGAAGAGGACAAGAGGGUGGUGGGGAUCUCCAGCUUUGAGGAUGUGGAAGUUGAGACCACAGGAAGAUGUACAAUCAAUGUAGUCCUCGCUCACGCCUGGGGGAAGCGGUAAUGGCUCGAGGUGUUGGGGUUGUGACAUGAUGUGUUUGGGCAGUAUAAUGCCAAUAAUGCACGAUGGAGGUUGCCAUAGCUCGUAACAGUCACAAGAUAUGAGGAGGUAUGUCUCUCUGGCGGGUGUCUGUUAAACGGUAGGAUGGCUUGUCGCCGACAUCGGGAGACGCAUGUAGAGGAAUGUAUUCCUGUUCCCCCUCUCCUUUUUUCCUUUUAUAUCUCCUUUUAUAUCUCCUUUUCCCUCUUCUGCUGCUCCAUCU
Messenger RNA from Sphaerulina musiva SO2202, 3305 nucleotides. RefSeq names its product histidine permease. The transcript has 4 exons. The coding region runs from base 138 to 1841 and encodes 567 amino acids. NCBI's taxonomy places the organism in Eukaryota, Fungi, Ascomycota, Dothideomycetes, Mycosphaerellales, Mycosphaerellaceae. The record is from RefSeq and is a predicted model, not a curated record. Gene Ontology annotation, cellular component: membrane. Gene Ontology annotation, biological process: amino acid transmembrane transport. Gene Ontology annotation, molecular function: amino acid transmembrane transporter activity.